UAAUACAAACCCUCGCUAGCGUCUGAAUCGCAUAAGACACAAAAAAGUUAAUAAGAAGAAGAAAAAGAAAAGAUUUCUCAUACAAUCUUUGCUAUAUUCUUGGAUUACUAGUUUCCGAUCUGCACAAACGAUGAUGAGUCGCGGUGGAGCCAAGGCGGCGUCGUCGCUGUUGAAGGCUGCUAGACCACGGUUGUUCUCAACCGCCACUACGAGCACGAUCCGUACCAUGUCUCACGAGACGAGCCAUCUCACGAGACCCGCGGCUGCGGACUUAGCUUCUCCCUCCGGCAUGAGCGGUUGGAUCUGGACUACUAGAGCUCCGGCGAUUGGAGGCGUGCGGUUCGCCAGCACGGUUACUUUGGGAGAGAAAACGGCGACGGAGGACGCGAAUACGAAGAAGGCGGCGGAGAAGGAGUCGUCAUCCGCCGGAGGUGGCAAGGGAGAGAAAGGUAUCGCUAGCUACUGGGGUGUUGAACCGAGUAAGAUUACUAAAGAAGAUGGUACUGAAUGGAAGUGGAACUGCUUCAGGCCGUGGGAGACGUAUAAAGCUGAUUUGACGAUAGAUCUGUCGAAGCAUCAUGUUCCGACUACGUUUCUUGACAAAAUAGCUUAUUGGACUGUUAAAUCUCUUCGUUGGCCUACCGAUCUCUUCUUCCAGAGGCGAUAUGGAUGCCGAGCUAUGAUGCUGGAAACUGUAGCAGCAGUACCCGGAAUGGUAGGAGGAAUGUUACUGCACUGCAAAUCUCUCAGACGCUUUGAGCAGAGCGGAGGGUGGAUCAAAGCCCUUCUCGAGGAAGCAGAGAACGAGAGGAUGCAUCUCAUGACGUUCAUGGAAGUCGCUAAACCCAAAUGGUACGAGAGGGCUCUCGUCAUCACCGUCCAAGGAGUCUUCUUCAACGCUUACUUCCUCGGUUACCUGAUCUCUCCGAAGUUUGCUCACCGUAUGGUUGGGUACCUUGAGGAAGAAGCUAUCCACUCGUACACUGAGUUCCUCAAGGAACUCGACAAGGGUAACAUCGAGAACGUUCCUGCUCCGGCUAUCGCUAUUGAUUACUGGAGGCUCCCUGCUGAUGCGACCCUUCGUGAUGUGGUGAUGGUGGUCCGUGCCGACGAGGCUCAUCACCGUGACGUUAACCAUUUUGCAUCUGAUAUUCAUUACCAAGGUCGCGAGCUAAAGGAAGCUCCAGCUCCAAUUGGAUACCAUUGAUUUUAAUUGCCAACUCGUUGAAUAAGAAGAGCUUGUUUUUAACUAAUGUUCUAAAACUUUGUUCUAAAGAAUUUGAGAGUGUGCCUCUUCUUCUUUGUAUAUAGAUCCUAUAGCCCAUACGUUUGGAUCGGCGUCCUUGAAUGUUAUAAUUCGUUACGAAUAUUCACUCUAUGCUGUGGUCGUACUUGGAUUUUCGUUAUAGUUUAUGGGCUUUUAAGGGCUAUUGGUUCUUCUGCUA
Messenger RNA from Raphanus sativus (radish), 1445 nucleotides. RefSeq names its product ubiquinol oxidase 1a, mitochondrial. Gene Ontology annotation, biological process: alternative respiration. The transcript is spliced from 4 exons. The record is from RefSeq and is a predicted model, not a curated record. Bases 131 to 1207 code for a protein of 358 amino acids. Lineage: Eukaryota; Viridiplantae; Streptophyta; Magnoliopsida; Brassicales; Brassicaceae. Gene Ontology annotation, cellular component: mitochondrion. Gene Ontology annotation, molecular function: alternative oxidase activity.